CCCCCCCCCCGAUAUUGGCGAGAAUCGUCUCUCGGAUGGCACUGCGUCGGUGGUGGUGGUUGGGCACUCGGGCGACUGUACCUAUUUGCGGACGACGUAACGGAUAGCCGAUAACAGGUCGCGGCCACCUAUAAUAUAAGUACUGAGUGGUGAGCACUGCUGCACCUACGUGCGUACCCGCUGCAAUAGUGCAAUACGGCGGCGGCUGCCUCGCACUUUCUACGGAGGCAGUACUCUGCAGGACCAUGUCGUCUGCCGAUUGCACGCACUCCUCCACGACUGUUGCCGCAUCGCACCGUCACCGCCGACCGCGUACGUUUGUAGGGCAACGCCAACGGAUAUCGGAUGCGACCCGCCACCACCUGUGCGACACGGCCACGAUACUGUCCAUGUUACAAUAGAAAUAUUGACAAACAUAAAUAUCGUUACAGGUAUAUUGUAACUUACUCGGGCGGUCCGUCUUCGGCAAGCCUAAUCGAGUAUUGUGGUUUUCCAACAGUCGUCGCGAAACUGCGUGCAUCACGGACACUGCCCACGCGAUCUGCACAUCGCGUGGAUAGUCACAUAUUACAUUGCCAUGACUCCGACGCUUGUAGGAGACGUUAAAAAUUCUGCCGCCGAGGGAUUGCCAGCAAAGUUUGUUCUGUCCAUGAGAACACUGUUUGACAUUUUGGACGAUAAAAGAACUGGAUAUGUUAAAUUUUCUGAAAUUGAGACGCGAUGGCAAGAUGAUGGUACAAAAGGUUUGCCAAAAGGUGUAUUAGAUAGUCUUCGAAAAGUAACUCCACCUAAUGGUCUACUGUCUUUCGACCGUUUUUGUACGGGUUUAAAAAUGUGCCUACUUCGAAAUCAAAUGGAAAAUGGUCGUCGGGAUAAUGACUCUGUACGACCUCCAUCAGCUCCACUUUUGGAUAUAGAUAUUAAACCUAACGUACAAUGGACAAAUGGAAAUAUGGCUGCCAUUCGACCUACGCAGCAAAGAACUCUAAGUAUGCCACAAUUAGCUUUGGAGCGCAAUAGUAAGGAAGUUCACCAGUUACCACAAAAAUCCACAUCAUCGUCACUUUUUGGACCACCAAAACCCCCAAGAACUGCAGCAGGCUUAGAACGAGGCCUACAGCUUGCUUCUGGCGAACGCAUUAUCGAUAAGGCUGAAAUAAGAACAGCCUUGCAAAAUUGGCAGUUGGGAGUGUUAUUAAAUGAUCAGAGCAGUUCUAGAAGUGAAAAACAAUCUGGAGAACAAACGUAUAAAAGAAUUAAUCAACGACGAAGAGAACCGAGACGCCAUACCCUCCAAAGUGGUGUAGAUUAUAAUAUGCUGAAAAGAAUAAAGCAAAUAGAACAGGAAAAAGAAGUCCUCAUGCAUGGACUUCAAGCCGUGGAAAGGGCAAGAGACUGGUACCAUAAGCAGAUAUCUGCUGUUCAAGAAAAAAUGAAAUACCUUGGACGAACAAAUUCACAUACAGAUCAAUGGACUGAAGCACAACAGGAACGUAUUGAGUUACAACGGGCUAGAGUCUUGGAGGUCAAUAGACAUUUGUCCGCUUUAACUGAUGGCGGUGAACGAUGGGGUGGUCUACCAUUGCACAUGAACUUAGCUGUACAUUCAUCAAAUAAUCCUGGAACGAUGUUACAUCAAAAUCCUCAAGUAAUGGCUACAUUAAAACAUCGCAACCAUAUACUCACUGAGGAAUUAGGACAAAAAAGUGAAAGAAUAUCAACAUUAGAAAGAGAAAAGGCAACUCUUAUCAGAGAACUAUUCCAAACGCGAACCCAGAUGGGACGUAAAUUAGGGAGAUUAGAUAGUAAACCUGAUGGCCAGUCAUAUAUACCUUAAUAAUUGGAAUCUGUUACCAAGUGCAAUAAAAAGAUGCACUGUAAAGAACGGUGCUUGAAUAGAACAGAAAAAAGGAAAAAAAAACUUUAUUUUUGAGCUCAAUUUUAACAGGUACACAAUAUAUUAUUAUACUCUUUUUUCUGUGUUAGUACAAUACAAAUGGUAUUGUUAUGAUUGCCAGCCAUACCUCAAUUUUAUCCUUGUUAAAUGUUAUUUUUAAUUAGUCUAAACUCAACUUUUUCUCAUUUAAUGCAGAACAAUUUUUAAUAAAAUAUUGUUUUACAUUUUUAGUUAUAGUAAUAAUCAUGGUUUACAAUUAAGUACAGCUAUUUAAAUUUGUUUAGAGAGAAGUUUAGUGUAUUGUUAUUAAGUAUAUUAUGUAUUAAUUUUGUUUAUAAUAAAUAAUUUACUCAACUUGUUAACCCUUUCACUGCUCCAGACGUACUAUUACAUUUAAAACAUUUACACCAUACACUGCUCCAGAUGUACUAUUAGUUAUUACGUCUCUAUAUUUUUAAAUAUUCUCAUAUUCCGGUAACCAUACAAGUUUUGGAAAUCAUAGUUCUCGUUAUUUUAAACUUAAAUUAUUAAAUCAUAAAGAUCUCAAAAUUUAAAUUUAAAAAAAAACAAUAAAUAUUUUACUUUACGUAGCAUACACCGGUACAGUGGAUAGAGAGUGUAGCAGUGAAAGAGUUAAAUAUGUAAAACUGCCAUACAAGUGAAGCAGUUUUCAAAAUAAUUUUGACAUAAGUUUCCGUCCACCUCUCUGUGAUGCCAAUAUUAUUCUGAUUUUAAACUGGACGUUUUUAAGAGUAAUAAUUGUUGCUAAAUUUUUAAUAUUUAAUAAAAUAAGAUAACCUUAAAUUUGUUUAAAUAAUUUUGUGCCAUAAAUAUUUAAUGUACAAUAUUGAGUAACCUAAUGUAAAAUAUAUAUUUAUAUUAUUAUUAUAUUUUUGGGAUAUGGCAAUUAUUAUGUUAUUACUUAUUUAAAAAUAGAUAAUAUUUUACAAUAAUAUGUUGAUUUAUUUUUUCUAAAUUUUAUAUAUUAUAUGUUUUUAAUUUAUGAACAUUGUUAAAUUUAUAUUUUUGUAAAAAUAAAAAAUAAUUAAAUUGUCGAAUUAUAGG
Acyrthosiphon pisum (pea aphid) is the source of this 2962-nucleotide messenger RNA. RefSeq names its product suppressor APC domain-containing protein 2. The record is from RefSeq and is a predicted model, not a curated record. Lineage: Eukaryota; Metazoa; Arthropoda; Insecta; Hemiptera; Aphididae. The transcript is spliced from 7 exons. Bases 578 to 1837 code for a protein of 419 amino acids.